Messenger RNA from Scophthalmus maximus (turbot), 2755 nucleotides. RefSeq names its product polymerase (DNA directed), eta (gene polh). The transcript has 10 exons. NCBI's taxonomy places the organism in Eukaryota, Metazoa, Chordata, Actinopteri, Pleuronectiformes, Scophthalmidae. The record is from RefSeq and is a predicted model, not a curated record. Gene Ontology annotation, molecular function: DNA-directed DNA polymerase activity; damaged DNA binding. Gene Ontology annotation, biological process: response to radiation; error-prone translesion synthesis. Bases 313 to 2565 code for a protein of 750 amino acids. Gene Ontology annotation, cellular component: nucleus; replication fork; site of double-strand break.
UGAAAGUCGAGUCGGAUUCUCUGAGCAGCGCUGUCGGAUUCUCCUCAGACCUUUCCUUGACCUCGUGACGUUUUCCACUGAGGUCACGGAAUAGUAGAGAGGAAGGAAAAUUCGACCUCACCCCAAUGGCCGACAUAAGGCCGACAUAAUCACCGACGUCGCCGUUUUAAUGACGUAUUUAUGUAACUUCCGGAAAUACACAGCGACCGGAAGCGAAACUUAGGCUGAGGGCGCCCAGUUCGACUUUGCAGCGAGCACCAGGGGGAGGCGGUGAAGACAUUCCUGCCGCUGACCGACUCCCCUCUCCGGCUAAUGGAGUACGGAAAAGAGCUGGUGGUGGCGCUGGUCGACAUGGACUGCUUCUACGUCCAGGUGGAGCAGAGGCUGAAUCCAGCUCUGAGCGGAACGCCCUGUGUGGUGGCCCAGUACAAGACGUGGAAGGGAGGCGGUAUCAUAGCUGUGAGCUACGAGGCCCGGGCCCAUGGGGUCACCAGGAACAUGUGGGUGGACGAUGCAAAGAAACUGUGCCCAAACCUCCAGGUGGCGCGGGUGCGUGAGUCUCAUGGCAAGGCGGACUUAACACAUUACAGGGAUGCGAGUGUGGAGGUGAUCGAGGUGAUGUCUCGCUUCGCUGUGAUCGAGAGAGCCAGCAUCGACGAGGCCUAUAUGGAUCUGACUGCUGCGAUCCAGCAGCGGCUGAAAAACAUGGCCGACGAACAGAUGGCGCCUCACCUGCUGAGAACGACCUACAUCCAGGGGUACCCACAAAGCUCACCAGAGCUGGAAGCAUCUGCAGAGGAUUCCGUCUUGGAUAAAGAGGAGCUGAGGUCCAGAGGUCUCCAGCAAUGGCUGGCAUCCUUACCGGUCCAUGUGUCAGGGGAGCAGAGUUCUGCAGAACUGCAGCUGACCGUGGGGGCGCUCAUCGUGGAGGAAAUGAGAUCAGCCGUGGAGAAAGACACCGGUUUCCAGUGUUCAGCGGGGAUAUCCAACAAUAAGGUACUGGCCAAACUAGCCUGCGGACUGAACAAACCUAAUCGACAAACCGUUCUGCCUUUGGACUCUGUGGCAGAACUUUUCAACUCUCUACCCAUCGGCAAGAUCCGUAACCUGGGGGGUAAGCUGGGUGCCUCCAUCACCGGAACUCUGGGAAUAGAGAACAUGGGAGAUCUGACUCGCUUUUCUCAGGCCCAGUUGGGACAGCACUUCGGAGAAAAAACAGGCCAGUGGCUGUAUGACUUGUGCCGGGGGAUUGAGUUUGAAGCAGUGAAACCCCGACAGCUUCCUAUGUCGAUCGGCUGCAGUAAGAACUUCCCUGGCAAAACAUCACUGGCUACGAAGGAGCAGGUACAGCACUGGCUUCAUCAACUGGCUCUUGAGCUGGAGGAGAGGCUGACCAAGGACAGAGAAGUGAACGGUCGAGUGGCUAAGCUGUUGACAGUUGGCGUGCGUCAGCUUGGUGACAAGAGGCCGAGCAGCUUCUCUCGUUGUUGUGCUUUGGCGCGCUACGAAGCGACCAAAAUAUCAAGUGACAGCUUUGCCAUUAUUAAGAGUCUCAACACGGCAGGACACCACCAGGCCACAUGGAGUCCACCCCUCACCCUGCUUCACCUUUCAGCAAGCAAAUUCAGUGAUGCUCCAUCGGCAGGGGGGAUCGCUGGUUUCCUGUGCGGUGAUGUCACUUCAACCCAGAGCCUUUUCUCCACCACUCAGUCCUCCACUCAGUCCUCCACCCAGCCACCCUCUGAACUGAAAAAGGACUCGGCGUGCAAACAACCUGGCACUAUACAGUCCUUCUUUCAAAAGGCGGCCGAGAAACAAAGACAGAAGGUAACGAAAGAAGAUGACGAGGAGGAGGACGAUGAAAUUGGAGUCUCCACGGGAAGUCUCCCUUGUUCCUCCACCUCUCGCAAAGCACCUGGAACUGAUAGUCGGUUGGACACAGAUACCAACUGCCUCACUUCUUCUUCCUUCACAGUUUCCCCUCACUCUAAAAAUGGUUCCACCAGCCCCCGUCGUGGCAUUUCCUCUUUCUUCCACAAAAAGAUUCUUGAAAGAAGCGAACAGGCCUCAGCUUCGACGCUGAGCAGGCCGGAAACACGACUCAGACCUGGGAGUGUCGAUAAAAUAGAAGAUUUUGAAGACACUGUUGAUGUAAAGUCGGGCCUCCAGGUAAAACCUAGCUCAGAGUUUACAUCUUCACCAUGUGAAGAGGUUAAGGAUAAACUGGGCAUUGAUCCUCCUCCCAGUGUGAACAGAGAGGACCUGUUAAACUGUGAACGCUGUGGCCAGGAGGUGUCAGUCUGGGAAAUGCCUGAACACAAUGACUAUCACUUUGCCCUGGACCUUCAGAAUUCCCUCUCUUCCUCUACGAAUUCAGCCACUGCCUCUACGUCCUCCUCCUCCUCUCCUUCCUCUGCAUCUCCUCUAACAGUGGGAGCAGCAGGCACAGCCCAGUCCACCCGGGGCAAGACAAAAACCAGAGGCCAGUCGGGACCACAACCCAAAAGACAACGCCCGCAGGGUGGAAGUACGGCCACUCUGGAUUCCUUUUUCAAGAGGAACUGAAGAUGUGAUGCAGAAAAGCAUUUUUAGAUGAAAUAAAAUGAUGGUAAUAUUUGUGUGUGAAGACGAUGUGAUUUGCUUUUAAGAAUGAAAAGCCAUAUUGUAAUGGGAUACAGUAAGAGUUGAUUUAUAUGCAUCUUAAAAAGCUUUAUAUUACAAUAAUGUGUACAAAUUAAAGUGUUCUUGUACAUUG